Ananas comosus (pineapple) is the source of this 3106-nucleotide messenger RNA. Its product is annotated as pentatricopeptide repeat-containing protein At3g12770-like. The record is from RefSeq and is a predicted model, not a curated record. Gene Ontology annotation, biological process: RNA modification. Gene Ontology annotation, molecular function: zinc ion binding; RNA binding; protein binding. Bases 1 to 2136 code for a protein of 711 amino acids. The transcript is spliced from 4 exons. Lineage: Eukaryota; Viridiplantae; Streptophyta; Magnoliopsida; Poales; Bromeliaceae.
AUGGCCUCCUCCUCCACCCUCCCCCUCCUCCUCCUCCGCCGCCGCGGAGGUCUCCUUCUCCGGCGCCGUUCGCCGCGCGACGGCGCUCCUCGGCGCCGCCGCGCACCCCGCCCACCUCCCCCAGCUCCACGCCCACCUCNCGCAGCCCCGCCCUCACCGCCGCCUCGUACUCCGCCUUCUCCGCCUCCCGCUCCCUACCCCGCGGCACCGCCCUCUCCUCCGCCUCCCGCCUCAACAUCUCCCCCUCCCUGCCCAGCCCCUCCAGCUCCUUGUUCGCCUCCCGUAUCCUCUCCUCCCCCCUCCCCGGCACCGGCUCCUCCUCGCGCCGCCGCCUCGCCUCCUCGAGCUCCCGCUCCUCUCCCCUCGCCACCUCCGGCGCCGCCUCCUCCACCCGCACCUCGACCCCCUCCCCUCUCCCUCCCCCCCGUCCUCAAAUCCUGCGCCUCCCUCUCCGCCGCCGCCGCUGCCGCCGCAGUCCACGCCCACGCCCUCCGCCGCGGCCUCGCCGCCGGGCUCUUCGUCCAGAACGGCCUCGUCGCCGCCUACGCCAAGUGCGGCGACGUCGCCGGCGCCCGCAACCUGCUCGACGAAAUGCCCCGCAGGAACGUCGUCUCCUGGACCGCCGUCAUCUCCGGCUGCGCCCAGAACGGCUUCCCCCUCCAAGCCCUCGCCUUGUUCCGCGCUAUGCGCGCCGGCACCGACGCCAGUCCCGAUUUCGUCGCCUACAUUAGCGUCCUCAAGGCCUACACGGAUAUCGAGGACCUCGGACACUGUCGCUCCAUUCAUGCAUUGGUGGUGAAAGAAGGGUUUGAUGGUGAACAGGACAUUCUCGUCACCCUCACCACAAUGUAUGCGAAAUCGGGGCAGGUUCUCGUCGCCCGCUCGCUGUUCGAUCGAAUGCCGACGCCCGGCUUGAUCCUGUAUAAUGCGAUGAUCUCUGGGUAUGCGAAGAAUGGUUAUUCUACCGAAGCGGUGGAGCUGUUCCGUCGCAUGAUUGCAGGAGCCGGGAAACCCGAUUCGAUCACGAUAAGGUCGGCGAUCUUAGCUUGUGGUCAAUUGGGUUCGCUCGAGACUGCAAAUUGGAUGGAAGAUCACGCUGCUCGUAGCGAAUAUAAAGGUGAUAUCUUCGUCAACACGGCUCUCGUCGAUAUGUUUGCGAAAUGUGGAAGUAUUGGUCGUGCGCGCAUUGUGUUUGAUAGGAUGCCCGAAAGGGAUGUGGUGUCUUGGAGUGCUAUUAUAGCUGGUUAUGGAAUGCAUGGAUGUGGUAAUGAAGCUAUUCAUCUCUUUGAGGAGAUGAAGCAUGCUAACGUUAUGCCCAAUGAUGUUACGUUCAUCGGGCUUCUUUCGGCAUGCAAUCAUGCUGGGUUAGUAGACGAAGGGUGGAAAUAUUUCCACUCCAUGAGAGAGUUUGGGGUCGAGCCGCGUCAUCAGCACUAUGCUUGUGUAGUGGAUCUUCUUGCUCGCGCCGGCCAUCUUCAAAAGGCUUAUGAUGUUGUGCUGGGUAUGCCUAUGGAACCGGAGAUUACUGUUUGGGGAGCUUUACUCAAUGCAUGCAAGAUAUACGGUAAUGUAGAGUUGGGCGAAUAUGCGGCUAAAAGGAUUUUCUCUUUAGAGCCUUUGAAUGCGGGGCAUUACGUGCAGCUCUCUAAUAUCUACGCCUCGGCUGAAAUGUGGAAUGAUGUUGCUAAAGUUCGCGUUUUGAUGAAAGAGCGAGGGGCUACAAAGGCGAUAGGAUGCAGCUCUAUUGACAUAAAUGGUAAGCUUCAUUCUUUCCGGAUUGGGGAUAACUCGCACCGGAGAUCGAAGGAGAUCUUUGCAAUGCUGGAUGAGGUGGAGAGGAAGCUAAAAGAGUUCGGGUUUGUUCCUCACAUAAAUUCGGUCUUACAUGACCUUGAUAUUGAGGAGAAGGUAGAGUCAUUGUGUAAUCAUAGCGAGAGGAUAGCCAUUGCUUUUGGUUUGAUCAGUACGACUCCUGGAACGACCCUCAGGAUUACGAAGAACCUUCGUGCGUGCAUGAAUUGCCAUUCUGCUACGAAACUAAUAUCGAAAAUAUUCGAAAGAGAGAUAGUGGUCAGGGAUAUAAAACGGUUCCAUCACUUCAAGGACGGGUCUUGUUCCUGCAGGGAUUACUGGUGAAAGCUAGCUUGGUGCUAAAUCAUUUGGACAUCCCGCAAACAUAAAAACAAGGUGCUGGUUUCGUAGGAAUGCAGGUGCUGAGCCUGACAACUUUAUAAGAACGCAAUCAGGUUUUGCAAAGGCCGAUGCGACAACUUCACAGAAAAUUUCAGUGUUGGCUUAAAGGAGCGAGCAUUCAGCCCUGCAACGGAGGCCACGUUGGUUUUCUCCGGCAGCUUUUAGUCCGCGAGGUAUUGAAGGGGGUUAAGGAGACGGACGGUGCCGGUGGCUUCGUCCUGCAGGACAAGAAGGCCGUCAGCAAUGCUGACGAUAUAGUGGCUGCAGAACAUCAGCCGGUGGAGAGAUAAAAGAAACGACAACGGCGGAGACCGGCGGGCUAACACCGUCACAAAGCAUUAUCCACUUUCGAGGGCGGAAGCAGCCGGCAAAAUGGUCCUUCGGAUCGGACACAGCGCAUCUCCAUGAACGGCACAUGGCACGGAACGUCUGAUGUGAGCAUCGGAAUGAAAAGAGCAAUACUACUCAUAGACCCUUAGACCAGGUAUAAAUUUUACACCCUCUACUCGUCUUAUCAGCAAUUAUAAAAUUGGUGAAAAUGUGUGGAGACACCCCUCCACUAUUUUUUUUGUUUUUUUAUUGUGAAUUCUCAACUUGUAAUUUUUUUUAUUUGAGUUUUUAUAGUUAAUUAAGGUAAAAAUAUUAUCAAAUUUAAUGACUUGAAUAGCUAUUAACUGUUCAUUGACCUAGUUCUAUCUACUAAAAAGUGAUUAAAGUCAAUUAAUUCGGUGAAAUCAUCAAUAAAUUUGAUAAAAUCCCCAAUUUUUUUUUACUUAAAAGUAGCUUGAUUCCAAAAAAUGAAACUUGAGGGGGUCCCAAUCAAAACCAAAAUAGUUGAGAGGGCUAUGUUAGAACGUCCAAUAGUUGAGGGGGUCUAUUUUGAAAUGGUAUAAAUGUAUGAAAAAUUCCUCAA